UUGGGAUUUUACUAGACGGGAUACAGUUUAUGUCAAAAAAUUUCGUAACAGGUUAGGAGAAUAUACCCAGUAGUUUAGGAUAAUUAACGUACCGGGUUAGGAUAAUUUGGUUAAUGUUAUGAAAAAGGGUUACGGGUAGCUAAAAUUUAUUUUUUUAUUAUUUUAUUUUAAACUUUUGACGUUAAUUUGACAUAAAGUGUAUCCUCUCUAGCAGUGACCCGCGCGUCGUCGACUGCAGCCUUGCGUGACAACACCAGAAAAAGGGGAUUCGUGUUUCGCAUAAAUAUCCCUAAAUAAACCUGCAAUCAUGGGUGAAUUCCUGAAAUACAUCGACUACGAUCACAAGACCAGUUUCCUGAAGAUGUUGAACCAGCAGAGGAUGGAAGGGGACCACUGUGACGUUGUGGUUGUGGUGGAAAACGUUGAGUUCAGAGCUCACCGCUGUGUCCUGGCCGCCUGCAGCAUCUACUUCAAGAAGCUGUUUAAAAAACAGAACGAUGUGGACAACUCCAUCGUGGAGCUCGACUUCAUCCGUUCAGACAUCUUCGAGGAGGUCCUCAAUUACAUGUACACCGCCAGGCUCGCCGUCCGCAAAAAGGACAUCAACCUCAUGAUGUCAUCCGGACAGGUCCUGGGGAUCACGUUCCUCGACAACCUGUGUUCGCAGAAACGUGAGCCCAACAUGAAGCCGAGUCGUGAGAACCAGGCGCCAGGGGACGGUAUGAGAGCCCAGGACGCCAUCCUCAAAGAGCUGGCCAUGGAGGAAGUGAGGAAGAACAGCUUCUACGAUGGAGGGAUGGAGGCCAUGGGCUCCGGGGGGCCUCACGGGGUCCCUCCUCACUUUGGCGGGAACAUGUCUAAAGACCCCCACAGCGCCCACGGCUGGACCUCCUCGUCCUCGUCCUCCAGCGAUAUGAAGCUUGACUACCUGCUGUACGGCCACCGCUCUGACGGCAUCCACCCGGGAAUGAAACCAGGCGGAGACGGCCCCAAGAAAGACAAGUCCCACCUGGCCCACCGUCCGUUCGCUUGCGAGGUGUGCCCCAAAACCUUUACCACCCAGGCCCACCUCAAAGAGCACCUGAAGAUCCACACGGGCUUUAAACCGCACCGCUGCCUGGUCUGUGGCAAGGCGUUCAUACGAGGGCCCGACUUAAAGCGGCACGAGAGGGUCCACAGCAACGAGAGACCCUUCGGAUGCCAGAUGUGUGAAAAGGCCUUCAAGCACAAGUCCCACCUGCGAGACCACGAGCGGCAGCACCGAGGGGAGAGGCCCUUCAACUGCGGCUCCUGUGAAAAGGCGUUCAUCAAAGCGUCCGACCUGAAGCGCCACUGGAACACGAUGCACAGCCAGCGCAGGGCGCUGUCCCCCGCCGCCGCCGCCACGGGCAGCAUCCAGGGAGACGCCGACACGCAGAGCCAGAGGGACUGGAAGCUAGAGGCUGGGCCACACUCGUAAGGACAGACUGUUACACACACACACACACACCAAGCAUUACAUAGUGACAGACACACACACACACCAAGCAUACAUAGUG
Messenger RNA from Oncorhynchus mykiss (rainbow trout), 1538 nucleotides. Its product is annotated as zinc finger and BTB domain-containing protein 14. Gene Ontology annotation, molecular function: DNA-binding transcription factor activity, RNA polymerase II-specific; RNA polymerase II cis-regulatory region sequence-specific DNA binding; protein binding. Gene Ontology annotation, biological process: regulation of transcription by RNA polymerase II. Lineage: Eukaryota; Metazoa; Chordata; Actinopteri; Salmoniformes; Salmonidae. The record is from RefSeq and is a predicted model, not a curated record.